Rhodotorula toruloides NP11 is the source of this 843-nucleotide messenger RNA. RefSeq lists its product as uncharacterized. The transcript has 2 exons. The coding region runs from base 1 to 843 and encodes 280 amino acids. NCBI's taxonomy places the organism in Eukaryota, Fungi, Basidiomycota, Microbotryomycetes, Sporidiobolales, Sporidiobolaceae. The record is from RefSeq and is a predicted model, not a curated record.
AUGGCCACCGCCGACCUCCCCUCCCCAAGCAAGAAACCCACCUAUGCGCGCACAGACGACGUCCCAAGUCGCCGCGACCCAAACGACUUGAGGGGGUCGAUGGCGGAGCGGGCGCGCACUCCGUGGGCCGAGGAGAUCAGGCUGAGCGCGUUCAAGGGGCGCGCAGGCGUCAACCUCGGCUACUCGACCACCUCCUCCUCCUCACUCUCCGCCCCAUCCCUCCCUUCUCGGCGCCCGCUCGGCCCCUCCCGAACCGAGCCACACCUCUCCUUCGCCCCCUCCUCCUCCACUGCCGCACCCUGGCAAUCCAGCCGCGAGAUCCUCGACUCGGUCUACGCCGUCCCGCGCGUCAAGAGGGCGGACGAGUUGAGGCCCAUGUGGGAGACGGGGUCGCAGGAUGGUUCGUCGGCCCGCGCAGUAGAGGGAGAAGAUAGUGGGUUCUUUGGAGCGCCCGGGAUGGAUGUCGAGCGUGAGGAAGCCGACGGAGACGGGUUCAAUUUGGACGAGGCGUUCGGGCCGAGCAAGACGGCUUUGUCGUUUGGGUUGCUAGGACGGCAGGGGGAGGCGGACGAGUCGCAGGGGUCGAAUUCGACGACCAGGACCGUCACGCAGCGUUUGAAGCGGGCUUUCGAGGAGGAGGAGCCGACAGAGGAGGCGGAGGGCCAGGACGACGAGGAGAUGGCGCCUACGGAUGUCGAGGACGAGGGGGAGGACCAGCCUGGUCCGCUUGGAACGGCGCCGAGAGGGGCGGCCGCGCAAAGGCGGACGGCGGGUCUGAGGAGAGGAUGGGGCAAGACGCAGUCGUUGCCGGCGAGCGCGUUCGAGUCGAUGGUCGAGUUCUAG